CAAUCACCCUCUGACGUGUAUCCUCACGUAUCCUUCCUUUUCUACGCCCAUGGAACCCCCCAACUUCCCCCCCAAUUCCGAUCUUAUCCCCUCUUCAAACUCAGAUCAGCGCUGAUUAAACCCCCACACAUAACUUCACCAUAACCUCCGGAAAACACCGGAACUCAACUCCCCGCCAAAAUAUAAAUGAAGCAAAACAGGAAAAAAAAAAAGGUUUAAGAGAAUUUUAAAAUAAAUUAAUUUUUUAAAAUUUCUUUUUUGUCAGUCCACAAUCUCUCUCUUGUCCUUGUGCAUGCCUGUGUAUUGUAUUUCUCUGAACAUUUGCUUACCCUUUUAUUUGCCCUUUCUUUUCUUCCAUGGCCAAAGCCAAAGCCCCAAGGCGAACUCUAGAUUCUUAUACAGUCAAACACAUCAACAAAACAAUUAAAGCUGGAGAUUGCGUGUUGAUGCGACCAGCGGAUCAAUCAAAGCCGUCGUACGUGGCGAGAAUCGAGCGGAUCGAGGCGGACGCACGAGGGGGAAACGUGAAGGUGCACGUGAGGUGGUACUAUAGGCCGGAGGAGUCGAUCGGAGGGAGGAGACAGUUCCAUGGAUCUAAAGAGGUUUUCUUGUCUGAUCAUUACGAUGUGCAAAGCGCUGAUACCAUCGAAGGAAAGUGUACGGUCCAUAGUUUCAAGAGCUAUACCAAGCUUGACGCCGUUGGAAACGACGACUUCUUCUGUCGUUUUGAGUAUAAUUCCUCCACCGGUGCUUUCAAUCCCGAUCGCGUCGCCGUUUAUUGCAAAUGUGAGAUGCCUUACAAUCCUGAUGACUUAAUGGUUCAGUGCGAAGGUUGCAGUGACUGGUUUCAUCCUGCUUGUAUAGAAAUGACAGCAGAGGAGGCUAAACGACUUGACCACUUCUUUUGUGAAAGUUGUUCAUCUGAAGGUCAGAAGAAGUUGCAGAACUCCCAUGCCACUUCCAGACACUCAGAUACAAAGGUGGAUACAAAACGACGACGGAGGUGACAAAAAGUAAAUAAACCUAGUGUUUUAGUCAAGAGGGCUGGAGUUGUUCUCGUUUUUAACCUUGCGUAGGCUUCAAGCAAACCAGAGGCAAAUAUAUCUGCAUCAAAAUCUGUAGCCUUGUGAGUCGAUGAUGGUUGACAGUAACUGGUUUGAAAACCUAUGUCCUGUUUAUAUGGUUUGAGGGUCAGUCAGUGAAGUCAACAAUAUGUUUGGUUGUAUGUAAUAUCACGAUGUAGGUUUCUCCUCUCUCUCUCUCUCUCGUUUACAAAUUAGGGUUGUGUAUAAUCAAACUGUUUUUAACAUAUAAAAGAGCAACAGAUUCCUGGUAUUGUCUA
Messenger RNA from Theobroma cacao (cacao), 1342 nucleotides. RefSeq names its product chromatin remodeling protein SHL. The record is from RefSeq and is a predicted model, not a curated record. Gene Ontology annotation, molecular function: chromatin binding. NCBI's taxonomy places the organism in Eukaryota, Viridiplantae, Streptophyta, Magnoliopsida, Malvales, Malvaceae.